Molecule: messenger RNA, 1480 nt
Organism: Pungitius pungitius (ninespine stickleback)
Lineage: Eukaryota; Metazoa; Chordata; Actinopteri; Perciformes; Gasterosteidae
Gene: nrbf2b
Product: nuclear receptor binding factor 2b
Exons: 4
Coding region: 186-1055 (289 amino acids)
Biological process (GO): autophagy
Source: RefSeq, a predicted model, not a curated record
UAUGCAGCGUAGAAAGACGCUGACGUCAUGACGUGUUGACGUGUUCUGGCUGUGGACGCGACUCGGCUUCCCACACAGCGACCACUAUUCUUCUUAAGUCAUUGCCUUCCGUAUCGCAUUGCGAGUGACAGUCCGUGUGGACAGAGACACCUUUCAUGUAGUGUAAACCUCUAAGUAUCGAUUCCAUGGAAGUUGCGGACAGCCCACUCAAUCUCGCUCAUCAGCAGUGCAGGAAGGCCGACCGCUUGCUGGCGUCUGGGAAGUUUGAGGAGGCCAUCUCCUGCCAUGGAAAAGCAGCAGAUUUUUUGACCGACGCAAUGAAGACCACAGAGUGUGAGCAGGCCUGUCUGUCCAUGGAGCUGCAGAGGGACAGUCACAUCAAACAGCAACGGCUGAUCCAGGAGCGCUGGAAGAGAGAAGCUCGACGCGAGGCGACAAAGGCCCGACCCAACCAGGUGCAGCCCUCCGACUGCCCGGCCCGCCUCACCCAAACCCAGUCCGCGGGCCAGCUGCAGCCCCUCGGCCCCCCAAGCCUGCCGGGCGCCGAAGGCACAGGGAGCAGGGAGAGGGAGUACGACACCUUGCUCUUUCAGCUGCAGACUCGGCAGGCCGGUGGCUGCCAGCGUUUGACUCCUCCGUGCCCCGGAUCCAAGACCGCCAAAGAUGACAAAACUCGCUUGGAGGAACAACAGACCACCAUUCUUGACCUGCGGCGCCUGGUUGACCACCUGAUGGACGAAAACGAGCGCCUGGCGUCUGCCAACAAGCGGCUACAGUCGGAGAACGGGCGGCUGCGCGCCGAGGCGGUGGACUUUGUGGAGCGCUCUGAGCUCUGGGUGCUCCCGCAGGCGGGCGGCGCAAUGGGGCCAGGGGGUGGGCAGGAGGGAAAGGGCAAAGGGAAGGAGAUUGCAAUCCCCCAGCUGCCCCCGCUGGAGAUGCCGGCCCGGGAGGACCUGUGUCUGGACGACCUGCCUCCUCUGGAGCUGCCAGAGGACAUCAAAAACGAACUGCAGGAGCUCCUGGACAGGGACAAACUGACGAGAGACGCAUCUUAAGCACAAACACGCACAACCAGUGGAGAGUCUGGACAUUAACCCACCGGCUCCGUCUGAUCACACCUCUGCUCAGGCUGAGGUGGGCGGAGCUAUCUUGGGCCCAACGGGGAUAAGAAGGAGAUGCAGCCCAGUGAACCGGCAGUGAUUACUCCUCUAAUGCAAUCUAACAAAAAGGAGUCGUUCACCCACGACGUCUGUGGGAACAUUGGGGAGAUGUUUUUUUAAUUCAAUAGAUAACAUUUGUUAUUUCUGUCUGCAAGUAGCAAUGACACAACUCUGAAAAACUUAGAGCAUCAUUUCUGUGUGUGUUGAGUGUGUCUGAGAGGGAAGACUAACACAUGUAGGCCAAUGGCUGCAGAGUGAUGAUCAUUUGUUGGGUAUUCAAUUUGGUAAACAUUAAAUAAACAAUAUUACAUUGUUUAUUA